CCCAUGGCCUCUGUCCCUGAUGACCCAGUUAUUAUUUGAUUUAUGUGGACUUGCAGCUGCCCUUGCUUCGACCCCAGAAAAGGCUGUGUGGGAAGUUUGUGUCUCAGAGCUGUAGCAUUGCUCUGCUGAGUGUCUGGAGCCUAGUGUAUGCACAGAAACUGAUAAAUAGGGAAAAGGCCCAGUUUGCUCCAGCUGGACUGAGAGCUAGGAUCAGCGCUACAGCCCAGCAGACUCAACUCUGGAAGCAAGAAACUCUCUGGAACUACCGAUUUCACACGUGAAAACAGCCAGCAGAAUUAGCACCUCUGAAGUAACCAAGAAGGAGAAGCAGGGAACAGCAUGUGCCUUUGCGCAGAUGACAUCUUCUUUCAGGUUGCCUUCUUGAAAGUCUAUCACAGAGCAAACUGCAUGAAACGGUGCAAUUGGGAGCAGAACAUGGCAAAUACAUUUGUCACUGUACCUGAUGGGUAUUGUCUUCCUGAGCCCAUACAGUAUUACGAUGUUUUACCGGAGCACAUCAACUAUCAGCUGCAAGACACCGAUUACCAGACUGCGCCUUACUGCCAGUACUCGGCUGUUCAGAUCCCUCCUCCGGUGUUACAGCCACAGCCCUCCCAGCCCCAGUACAGCACGUACGGCCUGGACUCUCCCUACAGCGACGGGCAGUGCACCACCAGCAGCUGUGAAUUAAGCAAACCCUCCUUUGUGGCUCCCCACAAUGAUGAUGGUGGAUACCAAGGGUUAAAGCGGCCCAGAUUAAACCACUCUUCUCUGAGACUGAAGGGACAGGAGGAGCUGUGUGUUGUGUGUGGUGACAAGGCGUCAGGCUAUCACUACAACGCGCUUACCUGUGAAGGCUGUAAAGGCUUCUUCCGACGUAGCAUAACCAAAAAUGCAGUGUACCGAUGCAAGAAUGGUGGUCACUGUGAAAUGGACAUGUACAUGCGGAGGAAGUGUCAGGAAUGUCGCCUGAAGAAGUGUAAAGCUGUGGGAAUGCUAGCAGAAUGUUUGCUGACUGAAGUACAGUGCAAGUCAAAGCGACUCAGGAAGAAUUUCAAACAGAAGAGCAGUUUUCUUUGUGACAUAAAACUGGAAGAUGAGGGACUGAAUAGUAAGCAUGUAUCAUCUACAACAAGAUCUGGAAAAAUCCCAGAGAAGAUGGAACUUACUCCAGGGGAACAUCAGCUUCUUGACCACAUUGUAGCAGCACACCAAAAAUACACCAUUCCCCUUGAGGAAGCAAAGAAGUUUCUACAAGAAACUGUAAGUCCUGAGGAAAGUUUUCUCCGUCUCUCUGAGACAGCAGUUGUCCAUGUACAAGUGUUAGUGGAUUUCACAAAAAGACUGCCAGGAUUUGAAAGUUUAGCUAGCGAAGAUCAGAUCGCGCUGCUAAAAGGAUCAACAGUUGAGGCAAUGUUUUUGCAUUCAGCCCAAAUAUAUAACCAAAGAAUUAGUGAAUGCCAACCAUCAACAAGUGAAAGUCAUGUAAGACUUUCUGAUCAUAGGACAUGCUGUCAUGUUCAAAACCUUGAUAAAAACAUUUAUUCCAUGGAAAUGUCUCACAAUGAAGAGAGUCCAACUUCCACUACCACCACAGAAGCAUGGGGGAACUGAAAGUGACAGAGACCGAAUACGCCCUGCUUGUAGCAACAACCGUGUUUUUUUCAGACCGCCCGCUCCUGAGGAACAAGCGGCACGUCGAGGAGCUGCAGGAGCCGCUCCUGGGCAUCCUCUACAAGUACUCGAAGAUCCAUCACCCUGAGGACCCCCAGCACUUCGCCCGCCUUAUCGGGCGCCUCACG
Messenger RNA from Falco peregrinus (peregrine falcon), 1802 nucleotides. RefSeq names its product bile acid receptor-like. Gene Ontology annotation, biological process: positive regulation of transcription by RNA polymerase II; bile acid signaling pathway; cell differentiation. Gene Ontology annotation, molecular function: nuclear receptor activity; RNA polymerase II cis-regulatory region sequence-specific DNA binding; zinc ion binding. NCBI's taxonomy places the organism in Eukaryota, Metazoa, Chordata, Aves, Falconiformes, Falconidae. Bases 340 to 1614 code for a protein of 424 amino acids. The record is from RefSeq and is a predicted model, not a curated record. The transcript has 12 exons.